Messenger RNA from Aspergillus puulaauensis, 1599 nucleotides. RefSeq lists its product as uncharacterized. Gene Ontology annotation, cellular component: nucleus. The transcript has a single exon. Lineage: Eukaryota; Fungi; Ascomycota; Eurotiomycetes; Eurotiales; Aspergillaceae. The record is from RefSeq and is a predicted model, not a curated record. Gene Ontology annotation, biological process: regulation of DNA-templated transcription; DNA alkylation repair. Bases 1 to 1599 code for a protein of 532 amino acids.
AUGAGAAUGAGAAUUGUCUUGCGUCCAUGGCCGCUCUUUUUCCGCGCGUACCACUCCGUCAAGUCCACACCAAUUAUGUCUGGGAACAACAAGCAGCUAAAAGGCCAAAACAAGCCUAAACCAAAAAGUCCGCCUCUAACACAUUUCCUCUGCCUUCCACUGGUCAAUUCCGUUUCUCUACCCCAGCUAGAAACAUCUUUAGCCUCAUUCAAAGCUUCAAUCCCGCCAGCUUUCCCCUCAGAAUCCGAACAGCGCGAGCAACAAGAAAGCGCACUUAUCCCAGAUGCUGCCAUUCGUCCCGUUGGUACUCUCCACCUUACGCUCGGGGUAAUGAGCCUUCCUACCUCAGAGCGCCUUGAAGAAGCACUGCAGUUCUUCCACUCGUUGGAUCUGGCUGCCUUAUUGCGCACGGCCGCGGAUAACGCUGCGCAGAAACGACUACGUGCGUCAACGAGGAAUAGGGAUUCUACUCCUAUUGAAUCGACAGAAAAAUCUGAAAAUCAACAAAAAAUGACAAAUAAGUCCACUGGGUCGACAGAUCAGUCCCUCGCAACUGGCUCAGCAGACGAACCCUUCCAGGACGAGUCUGCUAAACCUCAACCCUUCACUAUCUCAUUAGAAUCCUUACAUGCUCUUCCGCGCGCGCGCACUGCGACUGUCUUACAUGCUGCACCUGUUGAUCCUACAUCUCGCCUCUAUCCGUUCUGCGAGGCUUUGCGGGACAAAUUCCUAGAAGCUGGGUUCUUACAGGGGGAGUAUAAAACCGAACCGAAAAAGACACCGCAGAACCAAAAAAGUGAGCUCCAGAACACACAGCAGGAUGAAUCAGCCCAGGAACAGGGGGGCUCUACUACGGCAACCUCUACCGAUAAACCAGCUGGAGAGGAGCCAACCCUCGUCGACGAAAUGCUCACGGAGCUGGCCCAAAAAACGGCACAACAGUCAACUCCGCUUGUGGCAAUAACCCCAUCACAACCACCAACAAGCGGAAGAAAGGGCAAACCAAAGGCCCGUCCACUUUUGUUACACGCCACAGUCGUCAACACGAUUUACAUUCGUGGAAGGAAACGGAAGCUAGGCGUUCAAGGGAAAAAGGCCCGUAAUGAUCGGUAUACUUUUGACGCGCGGGAUGUCCUCUCGCAUUAUAAAAAUUUCUACUCAGAUAGCGAAAGGACGAUCCCGCGCUCAAGUGAUGGAGUUAUCCCUCGCCGUGAGUCGGAGAUUACUGACAAUGGCAACGACGGACCUAAUAGGCAGGACAGCCCCGCUACGAAGGAGAAUGCAGAUGCACAGAGCGGAAAAGGAGAACCGACAUUGGCCCAGUUGCCGAGUAAUAAUGAUGCGAAAGAAACAGGUUACCCCUUUGUUUGGGCAAGGAAUUUCCCUAUUGAAGCGGUUUGUAUUUGCGAGAUGGGUGCGAAGAAGCUUGAUCCGAAUGCAGAUGACAGCGGGAUGAACGCUAGGCUGGGAGAGAAGUAUACAGUUGUUGCAGAAAAAUCUUUAAAUUCUGGGACAAUAGAACAGAGAACCGAAGGGAACUCAAUGGCUGAGAGUAAUGAUGGGAGUGUUGAGGAGGGUGGUGUCAAGGUAUCGGCAUAA